Paramecium octaurelia is the source of this 1296-nucleotide messenger RNA. Lineage: Eukaryota; Ciliophora; Oligohymenophorea; Peniculida; Parameciidae. The record is from the annotation of a GenBank genome assembly.
AUGUUUAUUAUAUUGUUAUUUUUAAUACAUUAUUCUCAACAGGAAUAAAUUAUCAUCUACUAUCCACAAUUUUGUGGUCAAUACAGAUACACUUUUAUUAAAGUAGCCAAUGAAUUCAACUUAUCAAUCCUCAACAUCCCAUCAGAAGAAUAAUCAAUCAUUUUACUUAAUAAUUCUAACUCUAUUAUUUAAUAUCAAUGGGAUGUAUUUGAAUUAGAUAUCAAGUAUUGGCUAACCAUUUAUUUCCAUCAAAAAUUCCCAAACCUCAAUAUGCCUAUCGUUUAACUCAACUAAAUCUAAGAGAAUUUACUCAUUUUCUAUGGACUCAACUAAUCGUACUAUAAUUACCUCCUUCAUCUGACUUAUGACUACCCAUUAUAUAUGAUUUACUACGCAAACCCUUAGAAUCAUAAGAUAUUUUAAGAAUUCUUUAUUUAAAACUACUCAAUUGAUUAGGACUACCUUAUCAUCAGAAGGAAAUAAGAUAGUUACGAUCAUUAUUUGCUCAUUUUAAGUUUAGACUAAAUUAGACCCUUCCUGGAAAAAUACUCUCAUCCUUACUAACAAUAAUACUUUACAAUGAAACAUAUUGCAUAUCUAAAAUAAAAUCAAAACCAAAGGGCAUUUCUCUACAUUUCUUUUAAUCUUUAUCAAUUUAAAGAAAACAAACUAAUCAUCUAAAAGCAAUCUGAUAUUAAUAGAUAAUCGAAUCAAAAUAGAAAUGUUGUAUUCAUCAUUACUGAACCAAUCUUCAUGGCUAAAAUACUGCUAUAACGUUUUUUGUAUAAAAACAUUAAAGAUGGGCCUUUCCUAGUUUAUUUAGAAUUUAAUCAGUUCAAAUUCAACAUCUUUAACAAAGAAUGGAAUUAUUAUUAAGUAUCUUAAUGGAUGCAGCAAUACAUAAGAAAUGAGUUUCAAUCUCAGCUAUUCACUUUAAAUCCAUAUUUACAAUAAAUACCAUUCUUAACUUUAAGUUAAUAGAAAGUCUAAACAGAAAUCUAAAAUAAGUUGCAUAGUAUCGCAAUACUAGAUCUUCUUUUAUAAAAACCACUACAAUAAAAUAUCAUAUUAAUAAGGCUAAUCCCUUACUGCUAUAAAAGCUUCAAACUUUUUUCGAUAUUAUCUAAAUUCAGAAACGAUAACUUAAUUAUUUUAUACAGUAUAAACUAACUAAUUUAUGAUGAAUUCGAAAUGCUCAUGAUCACAAAGAAUCAAACACUAAUUAUAGAUAAUAUCUAUGAUAAUUAAUUGAUUCAAACAUUGAAAUAAUACAUUUAAGAAUAAAUUAUAUUGUGA